Molecule: messenger RNA, 2418 nt
Organism: Schizosaccharomyces japonicus yFS275
Lineage: Eukaryota; Fungi; Ascomycota; Schizosaccharomycetes; Schizosaccharomycetales; Schizosaccharomycetaceae
Product: arrestin/PY protein 2
Exons: 3
Coding region: 145-1932 (595 amino acids)
Biological process (GO): regulation of carbon utilization; clathrin-dependent endocytosis
Source: RefSeq, a predicted model, not a curated record
CCCGUCGUCAUUCUUUCCCUUCUGCAACGAUCCAUUAACGACACACGCACGCAGCUGCCAUUUCGGCUAUUUGUUCCUUUUCUUAUCCUAAAACUGCUCUAAGGCUCGCACAGCACGUCUGUUCAUUAGAGCCUCUUGUUAUGAAUGAGCAAGCUCUCGCUAACUAAACGUUCAAGCAAUCCCAUCAGCUUGUUUGAAGUUCGACUGUUUCAUGCUGAAGCAAACGUAAUUGUUUUGUAUGGCGAGUCAGUUGACACCCCGGUUGCCUUGACGGGCGUGGUUGUGUUAUCUGUUCGCGAGUCUUUCGAAGCUAGAAGUCUUGUGCUUCGGCUUGAUGGCCGCUCUUUUGUUUCUUGGAACGAAGAAACCCGACCCGGCAAUUCACGUACUCGUCGACAAUCCAAACAGCUGCUCGAGAAGCGCUGGUCCUUUUUGCCGUUUGGAGAUGGCGUAAAGACAAUUGGCAAGGGUAACUACGAGUAUCCCUUCGAAUACACACUUCCCCCCGACUUGCAGGAGUCUAUCGAAGGCAUUUCCAAUUGCUACAUCGUCUAUUCGUUGACGGCAUCUUUAGAACGGGCAGCAUACAACACGGCCAACAUUGAGACGCGUCUUCCCUUUCGCAUUGUGCGUACCAUUCCACCCAACAACCUUGAUCUUCUUCACACCGUCAGCGUCAGUGACAUAUGGCCGUCCAAAGUGAACUAUGAGACAAGCAUUCCUUCCAAAAUUUGGGCUGUCGGCUCCGAGAUUCCUGUUAGCGUCAUCCUUUAUCCUUUAUUGAAGGGCUUGGAUGUAGGAAAAAUUACAGUUACUUUGAAAGAGUAUCGCUCGUUGUUCAUGUCGCCUACCGCUUACUCGGGCCCCGCUCGCAAAGACUCCAAGCGUGUUCUCGCACGCUGCACACGGCCCAGCGUCCAGCUUGUUGAUGAAUGUUGGAAAGACGUUGUGUAUGUCAAAGUCCCUGAUUCCCUGACAGAUUGCACACAGGACUGUGAUUUAAAUUGUAUACGUGUGCGCCACAAGCUACGCAUUGCCAUUUCCCUUGUCAACCCAGACGGCCACGUCUCAGAGCUACGCACUUCGCUCCCCAUAACGCUCGUGAUAUCGCCCGUUCUGUUCGGCGUGACUCCUGUAGAAGGUGUCUUCACCGGCAACGUUCAAGAGUACGUAACAGAAAAUACCCUCCCGAGCUAUGAACGUCACAUCUUUGAUGUGCUCUGGGACGGUAUUCCCUUCCCAUGCACUCCGCUUCCCAGUACUUUUACCACCCCUGCGACCAGUCGGAGGAAUUCAUUUGAGACAGAGCGGCCUAAUCUAGCCGCUCUUACAAGCUCCAUGUCACCAAACACUCCAAUAUUUGGUGGUUUUUCCUCAGAUAAGGUGCCGUCUUCCCCACGACCCGGUGUUAGUGAGAACGCCCAUGUCAGUGAGCAUUCUCCCCGUCUCCCUCCCGAUUGGUCCUCUUCUGAAGCAGGUUCAGCAUCGCAAACGACUAACAUUAAUUACUUGCUUUCCAAGCACACUUCACGGUCAAGAGCCGGUAGUGUGUCUUCGGUGCUGACUACGAAUUUUCAGCAAAUGCGUAUUGAGAGUGUAGAUCCCUACGCCCAAAGCCCUUACGGAAGUGUUAGUACAAAUGGAGCGGCUUUCAAUCGUCCAUCCUCCUAUAUGGAUUUGCAUGAAUUAACAAAGGUACCCACAUAUGGCGAAGCUGUAAAUUCGAGUUGUUCUAGCGUACUGCCCCUUGACGGUCUUCCCGACUACGAAACAGCAACUCGACCCACGACUCCGGAGCCCGAACAUGCAUCUACGAGCGAUCGGCCCGCCCCUCCAUUACCAACGCCUGCUGUCCCUUCUCUUCCUCUUCCCAUUCCUCCUCAAAACGCUCGGAUUCAUCGCUCUCGCUCAGAAGCUUCUCUUUGGCAUUAGCAUGUCGGUGCAACAAAUUUGUUCGCAACCGAUCAAAGAAACAGUAUGCCUUCACCCUUCAAUUACUUCUUUUUUCUUUUUCUCCUUUUACUUUUCUUCCGUUCUCGAAACACGCACCCGUGUUUGUUCCCCCUUUUUAUGAUCUUCGAAUAGGCAGUUCUGUGAACACCAAUCGGCCUAUUCAACUAACUACUCCUUCUACCCUUCCAAGAUUCGACUUAUGUCGUGUCUAUAAAUACAUACACACAGUCAUGCAUACCGGGCUGUUGUAGUUAUCCGUUGCUGUUUACUCUCCUCCCCGGUGAUGCUCGACAUGCUUUUGAAUGAGUUAUCUCAGACAAGUGGUGUUUAUACAUGUACAACGAUUCGUAAUUUUUUUCUGUAUGCUUUGAUGAAAUGAAAUAUAUAGGUCCUGAUUUUGUUUACAUUCUGCGUGAAAAAAGAGGCAAUGAUGAGAGUUGAGAAACCCAGCAGGACAAGUUCGUG